Molecule: messenger RNA, 3754 nt
Organism: Pectinophora gossypiella (pink bollworm)
Lineage: Eukaryota; Metazoa; Arthropoda; Insecta; Lepidoptera; Gelechiidae
Product: zinc finger protein 354A-like
Exons: 19
Coding region: 241-2913 (890 amino acids)
Biological process (GO): regulation of transcription by RNA polymerase II
Cellular component (GO): nucleus
Molecular function (GO): DNA-binding transcription factor activity; RNA polymerase II cis-regulatory region sequence-specific DNA binding; zinc ion binding
Source: RefSeq, a predicted model, not a curated record
UAGGUUAUUGACGGUACACUUCCCGAAUUCCUUUUAUUUUUAUUGAAAUAAUCAGAUUUUCAGACACGAUAUGAGUUAUUUACGCGUUUCUGUUAUUUUCGAAUGAUAAUUUACGUGCGAUAAAUGAUACGAGUAGAAUGGAAUAUGUGUUUUAUUAUUUGUGUUAGUCGUAGGAAUUUCGUAACUUGGUAUUAAAAUCUGCGUUUCUUUUGUAAAUUCUUUGUUUUAACUGUUAUCAAAAUGCGGUGUUGUGCUCUUGGCUGCAAGAACGACUCCCGGCACAUGUCCAAGUCUCAAGGGAUCACAUUUCAUGUUUUUCCAGUGGAGCCAAGCUACCGUUCAUCGUGGAUGCAUGCCCUCGGCAAGAAGCAGUGGAAGCUGAAAGAACGUAGAGCGGUUUGCUCUGACCACUUCCUCCCUGAAGACUUGUACGAGACCAAGAGUGGUCUUCGGAGAGUACGGCCUGGCGCUGUGCCUAUAGUUCUGCAGGAUGUUUCUGUUUGUGAGUUUGGACAGCCAGCUAGGGUGAUGGUGUGCAGGAUAUGCCUGGUGACAGACAGCAAACUGUUUGCGAUAAAUAAGUACAAACUAGAGCAGGCCUACCAACACCUUACAGGGUUGACAUUGAAUCAAGACGACAAAUUACCACAAAUGUUGUGUCCAGAGUGCGCGCAAAGACUUCUCAAUUACAACAAGUUCAAAAAUAAGAGUCUAAGGGCCAACUCCAUACUGAAUGAACUAGUGAAGAAGCAGGACAAUCUUUCAUUGAAGAGUAUAAAAUCAAUAGAUAGACAUAGCAAUUAUCUGUCAUCCACAUUAGCGCCUAAAGUGUAUAGACCGGAUCAUUUUGAUUUGCACAUACAAGACCCACGUGGAGAUGUUGUUGUGGUGAAAGAUGAAUCCAAUGAGGUGUAUAUAAAUGAAGAAGAAGACUAUGCUGAUGAUCAAAUGAAAGAUGAUAAAUUCGAAGAAGAAAAGCAUUCGUUGAAGACUAUAAAAACAAAAGAGAGAGAUAGUCGCCUGUCAUCUGCACUACCGCGUAAAGUAUAUAACAUACAAGGCUCGCAUAGAGACGUUGAAGUGAACUUAGAAGUCGAUGUCGUGAAAGAUGAAUCCAACGAGGUGUUCAUAAAUGAAGAAGAAGAUUUUGCUGAUGAUCAAAUGAAAGAUGAUAAAUUCGAAGAAGAAAAGGUUUCUGAAGAUGUACCUGAAGAAACAAUUGCUGAGGAGACGGAGCAGAUGGAUAAUGAUAAUGACUUAGACCAUAACUAUGCAGCUACGUACAAGGAUUCCGCAGACUCAUCGGAUGACAGCGAGCCGCUGGAAACGAAAAGGAUGAAAAAGAAGGUUAAGCCGAAACCGAAGUUCCAAGAGGACACAGUAAAGAAAGUGAGGAAGAGGCAGGCGAGCAAGGAGCCCGCGGAACCCAAGAUAGACAGGAGGAGGAAACCAUUCCUGAACGAUGACCUCAACGAGACGCUGUUCACAAUCACGGACCUCACUUUUGAAGAACAGGUCGCGGAAAUCUUGAAACGACAAGAGAGUGCUAACUAUAAGAACGCUAUAUACAAAUGUACGGAGUGUUUCAAGGGAUUUUUGGACGAAGACGCCUACAAUGGACAUAUGAGUCGACAUACUAAGGACUGCGGAGAUUACAAGUGUGACAUCUGCAAGACUCACUUCAAACACCCCCACGCGCUCAGGAAGCAUAUAACGGCGCAUCACACACAGAGGUUCAGUUGCAACCAGUGUCUUUAUGUUACUACACAUCGACAAACGGCAAGGCUACACGAGAGAUGGCAUAAAGGUACGAAAUACCAAUGCCCACACUGCCCGGAAGAAUUUGUCAAAUUCACAACAUACAUGGGCCACGUUCGCAUCAAGCACCCUUCAGACUUCGUCUGUCAGCUGUGUGGGUUCUCAUUCGUCAGCGAGAAAGGGAUAGAACUCCACAAGAAGCUCAAACACAGACUCCAUAACGACGAGAUCCCAGAGGAUGGGCCUCUCUGUGAGUUGUGCAAUCUCCGGUUCGUGUCCUCAGAGGCUCUCAGGCAGCACAUACGAGUUUCCGCCAGGCAUAAUACUACAGAUAAGGACCAACGUGAAUCGAACAAGCCUAAGAAAGGUCGCAAAUCGAAGGAAGCUAAGGAACGGGAGAGGAGGGCAAAGGACAAGAAUAUGAGGGAGUUGGAGGACAAGCGAAGGGUGUACCCUAGCCAAAUGAGGAAGGCUGAGGGACCCAUACCCUGCGAACAGUGCGGCAUGCAGCUGGAGGACUCCCGCGCAUACCACGGCCACUUCCGGCGCGCGCACCCCGACAAGAACCGCACCAACUACCCCUCCAUGAAGUCGCCCUGCAUGUGCGAGGUCUGCGGCAGGAUGUUCCAGAGCUACGCGCUCCUGAAAGACCACACGUGGACUCACACAGGCGAGAGACCGUUCAAGUGUGACGCGUGCGGGAAGUGUUUCCGCAUGAAGCAGAGGCUGGUGGCGCACAGGCGGGUACACUCGCAGAUGAAGGCGAGCUACGCGUGCGAGCUGUGCGGGAAACACUUCUCCACGCAGAGCAACCGCCAGAGACAUAUGUUUAUCCACACUGGCCUAAAGCCGUUCAAAUGCGAAAUGUGCGGUAAAUGCUUCAAACACGCGAGUGAGAAGCGAGCCCACAUCACAUACGUGCAUCUGAAGAAGCCCUGGCCGAAGAGGAGUCGAGGGAAGAGGAGGAGCGACAGUAGACAGGGCACGCUCCCACCCCCGUCGGCGAUCCCUACGAGUGCGAGCGAGAUGGACAUAGUGCCACCCCUGUGGCCCACAUGUGACCCUAAGUUAGACCAUAUGAAUGACAUGAUGCAUAGAAAGACGGAGAAGGAUUGGAGACACUUGCGGUGCGGAGCUGAAGGAUGGAACGAAUAAGAUACAUAAAGUCAAGCCCGUCAUCCCUAAUGGGCUGGGCAGAGUAACCAGAAAACUAGCAGCCACUUUUUUUUUUUGAGUUAUAUCUGCAAUCAGUAAGCGUCCGUUUGUGUUACUAUGAGCAGAUGAGCUGAAGGGGAACUUGACUUUAUGAGAGACAUAUCCACUGACAUAUCCUCAGCAAUUAGCAGGGGACCUGCUUCAAUAAUGAGGUGAUUCAGAAACUUUAAUCCAUUUCCGUCUCCAUGAUAGGCCGUCUUUUAAGACGACGGAUUUGGUUCAUUUGCAGGAGCUCCUGAGCGAGGUGGUUGGGAUGUUGCUCAAGGCGAGUUCUGUAGAUUUUGCUCAGGUUAUCAAUCUCUUGUUUGACGGUGAGAACAUUUAAAUGGUGAUGAAUUUAAAGCAGCCACUGUUGAUACGAAGUUAUUUGGACAUGAUGAACCUUACGGUGACAAGGGAUCAAUACAUCGCUCAUAACCCUUAGGCCGGGUUUCCACUGACGCGGAUAUGGGCGGAGAAGAGCGGAGAUGUGCGGAUUUGACCAAUCACAGCGUUCGAGAGAGCGAAAAACGAAGACGCUCUGUCACUCUCUCCCUCACGGUGAUUGGUCGAUUCCUGCACAUCUCCGCACAGCUCCGCGUUAAUGGAAACUCAGCUAUAAAAUGAAAACACGUAAGUUCCUUUUUGAUAAAUUACAUUCGGAUGACAUUUUUAUUAACAAAAUCUUUUACGGAGUAAAGUAGUCAAAAAUUAUUUGAAAUAAAAUAUAACUAAGUUUUGUUGAAGAAAACGAACAAAACCUCAGAAAAAAAAGGCACGGAAAAUGUCGCUUCUGUAAUUU